CUUUAAUCUGACAAUAACUCACCUGGAAGAUACCCCCAACCAAAGAAAAAGAGGAGUUUUCUUCGUGAACAAUGCCACCAUUAUUAUUACAGAUAAUUUAAAGAAAUUAAAUAAAAUGAAAACUUCAAUCUCGAUGCCAAUUACCGAAAUCUGAUGAUGAAACCCAUCUCGUCAUCAUCAUCGAGUUCCAAUUGUUUUCAUCAUAAUACUAAUAUACAUACGGGUCCCUUUUCAUCUCCAUCCAGGUGUUGUUCUUGAAGACUUUUUUUGUCAAUUUGCCAGAAAAUUCUUACCAGUCUAAUCCAAUCAUUAGCCCCCUCCCUAGUCCACCACCCUCAUUACAAACACUUGAUUUAAUUUUGCUUUCAAACCCACAAAAAAAUGGCCGUCCUUCCAAUCCAUCCCAAUUUCCCAUCUGCCAAAACCCUCCCUUUUCCCAUGCAAGAUUGCUUCUUUAUCGGUUCUGUGUAAAAAUUCAUUUGAUUUUGUAUUAAGGGUUAAGGAAAGAAAUGGCGAUUGUGACGGGGGACAGAUAUUUGGAGUCACUGGUUAAGUAUGUGGAGAACAACGCGGAGGCAUUGAUUGAAGGAACCCUUGUUCUGAAAUUGAAUCCUGUGGGGUUAAGGUACGUUCAAUCCAGGUUGGAGGCCUUGGCGGAGCUUGAGAGCUUGCUUUCCGGUGCGCCGGUGGACUAUCUCCGAGCUUAUGUUUCCGACUUAGGUGAUCACCGAGCUCUUGAGCAGCUCCGGCGGAUCCUCCGCCUUCUUCCUUCUCUUAAGGUGGUUUCUGUGCUUCCUCCGCCAGCUAGGGAUCCUACUCCUUUGAAUCUAUUGCCGUUUGGGAGAUUGAAGGUUUUGGAGCUCCGAGGUUGUGAUUUAUCGACUUCGGCUGCGAGAGGGUUGCUGGAAUUGAGACACACUUUGGAGAAAUUGAUCUGCCAUAACUCAACCGAUGCAUUACGACAUAUUUUUGCUAGCAGAAUAAAAGAGAUAAAGAAUUCUCCACAGUGGAAUCGGUUAUCAUUCGUCUCUUGUGCCUACAAUGGACUUCUUCUUAUGGAUGACUCUUUGCAGCUUCUUCCUGCAGUUGAAACCCUUGAUCUGAGCAGGAACAAGUUCACUAAGUUGGACAAUCUUCGGAAGUGUGCAAAAUUAAAACUCUUGGACCUUGGGUUCAAUCAUCUGAGAACUGUUGCCUCAUUUAGUGAGGUAUCUUGCCAGAUUGUGAAGCUUAUAUUGAGGAACAAUGCUCUUACGACAUUGCAUGGGAUUCAAAAUCUGAAGUCACUUGAGGGUCUUGAUGUUUCUUACAACAUGAUUUCUAGUUUCUCAGAGAUUGAGAUCCUAGCUGUUCUUCCAUCUCUUCAGAAUUUGUUGUUGCAAGGGAAUCCUAUAUGUUUUGCACGAUGGUAUCGAGCAAAAGUUUUCAGUUAUUUUUCAUUCGCCAGUAAUUUGAUUCUAGAUGAGAAGAAAAUAUCUAGUAGAGAGUUUUGGAAGCGGCAAAUUAUUGUUGCUGGUCGGCAGCAGCGGCCUGCUAGCUUUGGAUUCUAUGCACCAGCAAGAGAAGAUGCUGAAGCUGGUGGAAAUUUCAACAUGAAGAGGAAGAGGACGUCUCGUUUGGUUAGUAUUGAGAGUGAGGAUCAGAGUAUGGGCAUGUGCUCUGGCCAAAACUCAGUGAUAGGUGAUAGUGAUGAUCAAAGCAGGAAACAUGAGGCGGAUACGGACGAGGAAGCUGAAAUUGCGGAUUUGAUGAACAGAAUUGAAAACAUGAAAAAAGAACGCUCUGCUUUAUGGCUGCAGGAGUUCAAGGAAUGGAUGUCCCCUGCUUUUGAAAGUUCUGAUACUGGAAAGUUCAAAUGGGCUAAUUGCUGUGCAAACGGGAAAGUGAAUGUGAAUGGUGAUAUGAGAGAAAAGUAUCCGGGUGAGACAUCGAGAUGUAUGUCAGAUUCUCUGUACUUUUCUGGAGAUGAUAGUAGUACCAAUAACUUGGAAUCUGAUAACUCGUUUGCUGAUACAUCAAUGGGCUUGAAUGCUUGCAUCUCACUUGAUCAUAUUGAUGAAGUAGCUUCAAAAUUGUUGCGGCUCAAUAACAGGGAUUCCUUAACUGUUAUGGGAAGGUUCCAUAGGAAUAAGGAAAAUCUGACACAUUUAACUAAUGAAGGUCAGCAGUCUUCAGAAAGCAGAAACUUACAAGUUGGCAUGACAAGACCCUCCACUGCUUCUAAAGAGGUGGUGGCGCGUUAUUCAUCUUCAAUUACUCCAGGUUCACCUCCUCACUAUCAAAAGGAUAUUUUGCAUCGAAGGCACAACUUAGAAGAAGAGUUCCUACAGUUAUCCGCCGAAUCCCUUUCACUUGCAUCAUCUGACAGCGAUACUAGCUGUAGUGAGGAUGAGUCGGCUGAAUUUGGUUCAUUCAUGCCUCAGGUUGAUCAAUCGCUGAUUGGUAACUUCAGUGAGAGAAGUGUGGAUAAUUUGUCAGCUGCACGUUGCUCGGAUCAUGUGCAUUAUGGUGGUGACCAAGCUGUUUCCCCACCUAAUGGUAUGCAUACUGGUGGUAGUAGUGGGAAUCCUGGUGUAAAGAGCCCAAAUAGUCGGCUGGAGAGAAAGAUUCGUAAAAGGAGAUCGAUAAGAAGAAUCGUUUCAUUAGCAGAAGAGGACAACAAUGAUUUUGAGUCGAAUGGGGAUUGGGAGAUAUGCAGGGAUGAAAUUGUAAAAAUGUGCCAGCACGGAGAUGUCUUGAAAUCUGUUGAGGUGGGUACCCAGAAAGCGACAAUUGAUGCAUUUACAGCCAAAGAAUCUGGUGUCACUGCUUCUGGAAAUGAGUUGCAAGAAAGAGUCAUGGCCUUUUUGAACUCAGAUACUGUGAAUGUUGGAGCUCCUGAAACUAGCGAUCGACUUGUUUGUUGCAAAUGCAUGCUUCUGGAGAAAUCUCAGUGGGUGGAAAUGGAUGUAGCUGUAUUCAGCAGCAAAAACAAGCUUCAUGUACUACUUAUUGGUGGCAAAUAUGACGGGUCAGUGAUGGGCAUAAAGUUACUGCAUUCUUAUGAAAUUGGAGAUGUGAUAGAGGUUCUUGUUGGUUUGGGGCUUGAGAUGAUCAGGCUAGUUUGUCAACCUACCAUCUUUGUAAGGAUAUUUUCUUUCUGUAUUCUUAGCAUUUGCUAUUACCAUUCGUGUUACAGGAUCCAGUGCAAGGACCUUCCGUAUUUGUUUGUUAAGCUGGGUGUAGAGAGAUCCAUAAACUUGUUGUCUUUAUUAGAUUCGUUUGAUUCAUCCCUUACGCAGGACAACUGCAGAAGCCUUGAGCAAAUUCAAGUUGAUAUUUUUGCUGGGCAAAUGUUUGGAGGUUCAACAAUGAACAUUUUUCAGUAUUCGAUGGUACUAUUUUGGCAUAGCCAUUUGCCAGAGAAUCUUUGGUUUUCGAGAUCUCUGUUUGUUCUCAAGUGGCAGCUAAUUGUGUGCAUUGAAGACUUGAAAGAGUUUGGCAAUCUCCUAGAUGAGAAAUCUAGGUCUUCGUAUUUUGUCAUGGAUAGAUUUUGUUCUAUCACCAACAUAUCUGAGAUGGUAAUCUCUGACACUCACCACCUGUUUUUCAUGUUAUUCGUUGUGUUUGUAGUUUGAAAAAUGCGUCAUUUACUGUUUACUUCAUGUUUCUCUUUCUGUUGUCUUUGCGGCCUAGCUCCUUUGUGAUUUGGUUGAACUUGUCAUCAUUAAAGUCAGGGUAAUUGAUCAACUACACAGCUUUGAAUAAAAUGAUAUUCUUACAAGAGAUGAGAAUCUAGAAGAGUAACUUACAAGAGUAACUUACAAAAAUUAUGAUGAUUGGUGAUUAUCAUUUGUGCGUUUGCGAGAUAUACAUUGUGUAACAAAUCUGGCAGUUAUAUAAGCUUCUCUAUGGAUUUAGAUGAGCCAUGUUUGUAACUUUUCUUCAUUGAUCGUCUUAAGGUCAUUGAUAACAAGGACAAGGAGGGGGCUCUGACCUUGGCUCUAGAGUGUACACCACCAGACAGGCGAUCCCGAGGGAAGUGGGGUUGGAAAGAUAAAACUCCUGUGGUUACAUGGAAGCUUAAAUGGUUCUCUGAAGAAAACAUGUGCAAGUUUGUGGCUCUGUUAAAGGCAAUUCACAGUGAAGUAUCAGCCACACCUCUUCAAGUUCGAUGCGUAUGAUCUAGAGAGAAAUGAUGACUUCACUUUUUUCUUUUGUAUUCAGUUUCACAUUCUUUUCAUUCUUUUGGUCAGGGGUUGGUUCUCCAGCUCCUUUCCCAGUUUUGGUUCACUUGAUUUAUUAAUUUCAGAUUUAGUGUACCUUCUCUUGUUAGUGUUUUGUGAUGUAAAUGAGUGUACAGAUGUAAUGUUAUGUCGAAUAGUGCGCCGCUAGGUCCUUGCUGUUCAUGUACAUAUUGUUCUCAGGUAAAAGAAAAGAAGUUCUUGGGGUUUCAGUUAUGUCCCCAGUUCAUGCAUACAUGCUACAUCGCAUACAUAGGAAAGCAGAAGUUCGAACUGUUUUUUGUCCAAAAAAUUUCCUUCCAAUAAUUUGAUAGUAUUGGCAAGAGCAAAUCCCCAACGUUCCAAUUACACAACAGAACUUUUAGGGCACUGCCAAAUAAAAGUAAAUUAUUGUAUAAAGCCUACCACACAUCUUAGAAGUGUUGAUCAGAAAUGACAAAAUUAUACGCUGACUAGACAAUCUUAGAGUGCAGCGACACAUGUAUGUUAACUAAAGCCACAUCACUAGGAAAAGCCAAAUCAGAGUUCCUCACAAGGAAAGUAAUCAUCUAUCUCCGGCGCUUAGAUUUGAGUCGCUUAAAAGCCAUGAAUGAUACAGCAGCAGAAAGCGAGUACCUUCACAAGGAUUCAGUAAAAAGAAACAAUAAGAAGAUGAAUUAGAAGCAGAUAAAUGUGGAUAACAAUUAAACUAAAGUCAACUACAGUCAGCUAUUUCAGCACUACUAUCCGAAAAAAUUUACUCAGUCCUUAAGAAAACAUACGUACGAGUAUGAUAAACCUGUUGCUAUGCCUUUUGGUGAUAUCAUGUUCCAAUCAGAGCUUUGCUAAAUUUUUAGUUACAAUAAUUAAUAAUUACAUUUUUAAAAGAUCUCCAGGGAAUUAACCCAAAAAAGAUCUGUGUAGGAAAUCAAGAGUAAGCUGAUCAGCAGAAAAACCUCUAUGUUAACAUCAAAAUUCAAAACCUUUUCAAACCCAAAUUUUAGAUGUUCAACCACAUUUUUCAGGAAGCUAUUUCAAAAUUCUGAAUAGAUGCUUACUGCAAAAAUUCAAGAGAAAAUAUAAAAUAACAACAUUGAAGAUAAAUCACAAAGGCGAAUUUGGAAUUACAAAGAGGAGCUGAACGUACCAGGUCAAUGUAUAGUUAAGAUGGUCCUGAGGCAUGACCGAACUGCGUAUCAAUGUAUUAACAUCCUUCGGCACAGGGUAGGGGCAGCUAGGAUCAAUAUUUUCAUUAAUGUCUUCAAUGUAUAUUGUAUUCUCGGGCAGACCACAGGUACGAGCUAUGGCAGGAACAUCAACAUAAAACCACUGGGAGGAACUAGGGUCAUUUGCUGGAACAAAUAUACUUGGCUUCUCACUGCCACGAAUAACUCCAAUCACUUCCACUGGGUUAACAGUUUGUACUUCCUCCUGUUAACUUCAAUACAGUACCAUUUAGAUUUUCAUCAUAAGCAUCAUAUAUUACUGGACAAAGUCAACAUGGAGAUAAAGGAGACAACCUGAUUAGAUUUUUCCUCUUUAGACCAAAACCUCCACCAAGAGGUUUUAGUUUUCUCUUGACGAGGGGAAACAGGUGAAGGUUGUCUAUCGUCUCCACUGGCUUCCAUUGACUUAUCUCUCCAAGCUCGGGGUACCCAACCCCUAUUUACCAGAAUUGGCAACUGCACACUGAAGAAGAACUUUAACCAUACGGCAAAUGAAACUUGAGUAACUAUUCUAAUUUAGACCAAAAGGGAGGCAACUGGACCAUACAGUCAGUAAGACAAACAACACACACAAGAUACAAGAAACUGAGAUAUGAUCCAUUGCAAAGAGCAAAAAUAACCACAGAAAUUGCAGUAAACAUUUUAUGUUACUAAUUUACACAAGGAGUCGGACAAUGAACUUAAUGUUAAUCACCAAUCUUACCUCUCAGGGUUAUCAGAUACAGGCGAAAGUGGAGUGAUGAGGUAGUAUCCAUUUUCAGUCACACCAGAAAUGUUUCU
Oldenlandia corymbosa var. corymbosa is the source of this 6208-nucleotide messenger RNA. NCBI's taxonomy places the organism in Eukaryota, Viridiplantae, Streptophyta, Magnoliopsida, Gentianales, Rubiaceae. The record is from the annotation of a GenBank genome assembly.